Messenger RNA from Fusarium venenatum, 882 nucleotides. RefSeq lists its product as uncharacterized. NCBI's taxonomy places the organism in Eukaryota, Fungi, Ascomycota, Sordariomycetes, Hypocreales, Nectriaceae. Gene Ontology annotation, molecular function: hydrolase activity. The record is from RefSeq and is a predicted model, not a curated record.
AUGGCUUCUUCAGAACUCGCUCAACUUAUUCCACCCGACUCAUGGGAUUCGCAUAUGCAUAUUGUUGAUGUUGAGAACUACGCUCUCGACCCCUCAGCAACAUACCGCCCAACCUCGCACUCUCUUGAGCAGGCCCUUGACUUUGAAACUAGCGUGGGUCUCCGAAACAUCGUUCUUGUUCAGCCAUCUAUUUAUGGCUUGAAUAAUUCGUGUUUGCUUGAUGGUCUGCGGACUCUUGGUUCUGAGCGUGGAAGGGGAGUCGUUGCAAUCGACCCUAAAGCCUUUGAUGCCGAUGAGCUCCGCAGGUGGCAUGAGUUGGGCGUGCGUGGUGUGAGACUCAACCUGCAGUCAGUUGGGGCAGAAAUGGAUGCCGACGAAUUAGAGCAGCAGUUGACAUUGUAUGCCGAUGCUGUAAGACCAUUGGGUUGGGUCGUCCAAGUUUACGUUCCCAUGAAGAUGAUCGAAAUCCUCGAGUCUAUCAUCCCAAAACUCAACAUCAAGUUCUGCAUCGACCAUCUGGGACAGCCACCACUGAAAGACCAACAGGGUGUCGAUAUGUAUGACUUGCCGGGCUUCCCAUCUUUAGCUCGCCUGCUCAAGGGUGGUCUUACCUAUGUCAAAUUGUCAGCCCCUUAUCGCAUCGCCGCUCUAUCUGAUUAUAGCGAUCUGGAUCCCCUCGCCAAAGAAGUAAUUCGCAUUGCAGGCAAUACCCAUGUCGUUUUCGCAACUGAUUGGCCUCAUACACGGUUCGAGGGUCUCGAUAUCAGGCCAUGGAUGGAGAAAGUAGUUGGUUGGUGUGGUGAGGAUGAGCAUCUCAAAGAACGGCUAUUCAGAGGAAACGCAGAAGAUCUGUGGGAUGUUAAAAGAUCGCCAAGAGCAUAA